AUGUACAUGUCACAAGAAGCUAGGGUCAUCCGAUCAUCAGAGCUAGACAUUGAUGACCCCCAAUUAUCCCUUGCACAAGUAUUGGAACAUGCGGAGCAUGUACGAAUGGCAAUGAGUUAUUGGCAAAAGCAAAACAACAAUAGAAAAGCUCCUCAACAUAAGGAUAGCCCCAGCAAGGAGCUGGCUGAGCUUAUAAACACAAAUGCGCAGAAGAUAGCACAUAAGGUGAAAGUAGCAAUACAUUUAAAUUCACGAGAGGUGGCCAGUAUGGACUCAUGCACACUCACCAGUGGUGGGCACCAAUAUAAAUAG
Molecule: messenger RNA, 312 nt
Organism: Puccinia graminis f. sp. tritici CRL 75-36-700-3
Lineage: Eukaryota; Fungi; Basidiomycota; Pucciniomycetes; Pucciniales; Pucciniaceae
Exons: 3
Coding region: 1-312 (103 amino acids)
Source: RefSeq, a predicted model, not a curated record